AUGAGGUUAUUUCUCUUGCUUCUACUUCCGGCUGUAAUAACCGGUGCCAAAUAUCCUAUGGCUCCGGCCUACUACCCACCAGAAGAAAUGAAUACGAAUAUACCCAUAGCGAUUAUGAACCCAUACCAGUCAAUGAUGCCCGAUACACCUGGUAUGGACGAUUAUCAAUUCUACUAUGAAAAGGAUCCCAACCCGGCUGGGUCUGGGCCCGUGCCGCCAACUGGAACGCCACCAGGUUUAUCAGCACAGCAACCGGGUCCGACUCCUCCUCAUUCGGGCUCAUCCAACACAAACGAGAUAGAGGUCCCUGUAACCAAUAUCGAAAACCCAGACCCUUAUCAAGAAGGUAUGAUGGAAGGUACCGCUCAAACUAAGUUCCAGGGUGAUCCCGAUGCAAAACUUGCUAAGCCUUUCCUCACGAAAGUAAUGGAGGCACCCAGUGCAUCUCCUUACAACACUGGGUCUCCGGGUGGUGACGAGAUCGCUAAGAACAACUUGGUAGUUCCCACAACUUAUGAUGACAAUGCUCCCGGAGAAUCGCCGUAUGACGGAGAGCCUUCGGGUGGCAACAAACCAUCCCAAAACAAUCCGAAAUCUCCCACAGGAGCUGCUUCUGCGGGAGGAUCUCCUUAUGAUCAAGGGCCUCCGGGUGGAGCUGCUCCGCCAGUACCUCUUUCAAGAUCACAACAACCAGGAGGUUCCGAACAUGAGUACAGCGGCUGGAAACCAGUACUCCCAAAUAGUUCAAAUGUUCCCACAGUGAAUGGGGCUACUCCCGGAGAAGGGUCUCCCUAUGACCAAGGGCCGUCGGAUGGGCCUGCUCCUCCAGUACCUUCUUCACGUUCGCAGCAACCAGGAGAUGAAUAUGAGUACAACGGCUGGACGCCAGUACCGAGAAGGCCUUCAACAGAACCGUAUGGGAGCGACACAGAAAGUGGUUAUCCUUCCGGAAGCGAUGACGACAUCAACUUAAAACUACCGAAAGGUCCGAGUGUGAGCACUGGUACUGUUGACCCCAGAGGAAACGGUGGUUCGUCAGAGCGGGAUAACAGCAAUGGCAGGAGCAACAUAUCACCUCCAUCUCAUCAGAACGGAGGUUAUACUGCCACAAACACCGCGAACGCUGGGCGAGAAUCAAAAGGAAGUGGAGAUAAAGUGUUGACCCCUAAGGAUGGAUUUCCCAGAGCUGAACACUUCAAUUUCGGAGAACCUAACGCUCCUUCGGGACAUUCACCUGAUGGUUUCGACAAAUCCAAGGAAUGGACGCCAGGGAGCCAUGAUCGUGUCUUGGAUAGACAGCCUUCGGGCUUGGGUAGAACUUCAAGCGGUCCUGGAGGAAGUGCAACCGACGAUCAGUCAGACCAUGCAGGCAACCUCGGCGGAGGAGCCGAUUCGUUCUGGGACAAACCAUGGAAUCUGGACAAAAGUUCAAAGACCACUUCAGGAACAUCCAGUGAUUCUACUUUUUCGAAGGAUGGCCGACCUUGCUGUCCUUGUUGCAGUGGCUCAGCAGGCCCUGGUUCAGGAAGAAGUGGAGGGGAAACACAGAUUGCAGGCUCGGCACAGCAAAAAGUACCUAUCACGCACAACACAGUUUCCAUUGGACCAUUCAAAACAAUGCAAAAACAAGAAGUGGCUUCAAAGAUACGUAACAAUGACGGGUUCGAAGAGAUUCUUGAUGCGCAGAUCGAUCCCGUGUCUCUACGAUCCGGCUCCAGUUCUGGGAAAGCAGGUCAUAUGAAAGUCGGAAGCAGCCCAAUCCGAGUGGGAUCUUAUCCUGAUGAUGACGAGACGUCUUUCCAUAAACCUGGAACGACUCGGAAAUUGUGGACUGUCGACUCCAGGACCUUGUCUCGAGGCUCAACGAUCCCAUCCAAGCCUGGUUCCAGCGGAUUCAUUCCUUCCAGCUCUUCUCACGAAUUUACUCCUUCUAAUCCUCUUGGUCGAAGUGGUACCUUCCCAUCGGAUCGACAUUCUGGAAGUUACAUUCGGCCAACUGAAGUUCCAGGCGGUUCGACGGCUAUCUUUUCCCCUCCGGUCCCAGGUUCACCAUUUGGGCUACCUCAAUACCCGCAACCGGCUGGAUAUGGUGGCGGUGGAGGCUGCCCUUGUUCAGUUCCAGCACCUCUACCGUGUUGUGCACCAGUACAGCCAUGCUGCAUACCUACUCCUCCUUGUUGUCCACCACCUCCUCCAAUACAGUGCUGCCCACAGCCACCAGUAUGCUGUCAACCAGUCCAAGUGUGCUGUCCUCCUCCACCAGUAUGUUGCCCGCCACCACCGGUUUGCUGCCCAGCUCCAGUAUUACCCAUAUGCCUUCGAGCUUGUCCCAUCUGCCCAUGCCGAAGGAGAUUGCACCGUGCACUCCGCAUGAAACGAAGUCCAGGGUUGACAAGCAACUGCCAGAAAUGUUCAGCAGCUGGGCAGCCGAAACACGUGAGAGUGAAGAGGCAAGCGAAUUGUAAAAACUGCUCUGAAAGUAGCAAUCCGUUCACCUCGUUGUUCUCCCUUCCUACUCCAUCUUCAUCAUGCUCAGCAUGUCAACGAAGUGACACCAGAAAUGUCAGAGUGAAACGAAUGGGAUGCCUACCAUGCGGUGGACGAAAGAAGCGAGACAUCGAAGAGGAAUAUCAUCGACGAGUGAAACGAACAAUGCGCGGAGAUCCGAGCCAAGAAGACAACUGCACUCAGCCAGUUCCUUCAACGGAUACGAUAGAGAACCACACAGAAGUCCUUCUAAUCGUUGAAAUUCCAAAGAAUUAA
This is a messenger RNA of Haemonchus placei, 2763 nucleotides long. The record is from the annotation of a GenBank genome assembly. Lineage: Eukaryota; Metazoa; Nematoda; Chromadorea; Rhabditida; Trichostrongylidae.